This is a messenger RNA of Owenia fusiformis, 584 nucleotides long. The record is from the annotation of a GenBank genome assembly. Lineage: Eukaryota; Metazoa; Annelida; Polychaeta; Sabellida; Oweniidae.
GGCCAGGCUGAAGAAGAACUGCAACAAGAGAUUCGACCAAUCCCAAACCUGGACUGUGAUAUUGAGGAAAAGAUGUGGUUGUCAGCUUUUGAAAAGCGAUUUAUUGGAAAGGAGACAAAACAAGUGAAAAAAGUAUAUCUUUUCCAAAUAAGAGUAUUUUGCUACCAAUCACCAAUCACAUCCCUAAAAUGCCUACUCAAAUUUAAAGAACACUGCAAUGAAUGGCAGCAACUUGAAAAUCAGACAGACUGCCAUAUGAAUAAUAAGGAAAUAUUGAGAGAGAAUAGGAGAAAGAAUGAUAUUUCACUGUUUCAACCAACAAGACACACUUUUGAUCUGUGUCUACCUACCUCGUGACAAAUCCUAGAUCUCACAUCCUCUCUUGUACUGCAUAGCUGCGUUUUCCUCUCCCUGAUCGCACCAGCUUAUACCACUCAUAACUAAUUGUUCUCAUCGUAGGAGCUCUUACACAUGUGAGCGAUGACAUUUUGGAGUUUGAAGAGAGCUACACAGUAAAAAUAGCACUAUCGCGACACAGAGGAAAUGUCACGCAAAAUCAAUUGGAGAAGAAUAGGAACAUCAAU